CGUCGGGUGGUUGGGCCGCUGCCCCAGUCUGCCGAGGGUGGCCACGAGCGAGGCGGAGUGGCUGCUCUCAGCUUUAGUGCUAGUAGGUAGCUAGUGUCCGUGCAGCCUCCACGCACUUCGUCUCUGCUCAAAAGCGAGCAUCACUGCUAGCUACUCCGCUCAAAAGCAAAUUGAGAAGAAGCAGCAGCAGCAGCUGAUCAUCAUCGAUCGAUCAUAUCAUCAAAUACAACAAGAACAACAACAAGUAGCAGCAAAAAUAUAAGGGAAUGUCGAUCAAGUACUGCGACCAGCACAAGGACUGCGAGCGUCAGCGGCUGUACCGGCGCUUCUGCGCGGGGCUCGCCGCCCUCAUCCUGCUGGCCCUCCUCAUCGUGCUCAUCGUCUGGCUGCUGCUCCGCCCCAGCAAGCCCCGCUUCUACCUCAACAACCUCGACAUCGUCUGCAUCAACGUCUCCUCCUCCGCCGCCCUCUCCGUCACCAUGCAGGCCACGCUGGCGGCGCGCAACCCCAACGCCCGCGUCGGCAUCUUCUACGACCGCGCCGACGUCUACGCCGAGUACCGGGGCCUCCAGGUCACCGUCGCCACCGCGCUGCCGCCCAUGUUCCAGGGCCGCGGCGACGCCACCGUCUGGGCGCCCUUCCUCUCCGGCGCCGGCGUCCCGCUGCCGCCCUACCUGGCCACCGCGCUGGCGCAGGACGAGACGGCGGGGUACCUGCUGGUCACCGUGCGCGUGGACGGGUGGAUCCGGUGGAAGGCCGGGGCCUUCAUCACCAGCCACUACCACCUCAGGGUGCGCUGCCCGGCGCUGCUCACCGUCAACGACGGCCAGGGGAGCUACGGAUCCAACGCCGGAGGAGGGGUCGGAUACUUCAAGUUCAACCGCGCCGCGCCAUGCAUCGUCGAAGUCUAGCUACCUAUACCUAUAUAUUAUUACCUGCCUGCCUCACUAAUUUUCAUCAUCUCUCUACUGUUAUUACUUCAAUAUAUAUAUAAUUACUGUUAUCAUCGAUCGAUCCUUAAUUACUUCAAGUAAGUAAAAUAUGUAAUUGUUCAUGUCAUCCUUAAUUAAUUAAUUAGCUUCUUCAUCGAUU
Messenger RNA from Panicum virgatum (switchgrass), 1092 nucleotides. Its product is annotated as NDR1/HIN1-like protein 1. The transcript has a single exon. NCBI's taxonomy places the organism in Eukaryota, Viridiplantae, Streptophyta, Magnoliopsida, Poales, Poaceae. Gene Ontology annotation, biological process: defense response to other organism. The coding region runs from base 267 to 911 and encodes 214 amino acids. The record is from RefSeq and is a predicted model, not a curated record.